CAGCAACAGCAGGUAUAUAUAGUGCAGAAGCAUCAGCAGCUUAUAGUUUUUCUUCUCUGUUCUCGUCGUACCGAAAACACACUUUCAAAGUCGCAUUUUUCAGUGCAGGUUCUGAUCUGAUAUGGUUCUGCAGCUUAUCCUCUCUUUCCCUCUCUGAUGUAGACAAAUAGCUAAGUACACCUUCGUCAGAGGUACUUAGAUUAUCCCAUGUAUUGGGCAUCUCCUUGCUGCUGCCCAAUAACUGCCCAUCACCCAUCAGAAGUGAAAACGCGCUCGUUUCCUCGGGAACUCUUGAAAACAAGGAUAAGUACGGGAAGGACAAAACAUUAUCAAAGGUAAAAAAAUAGUUACAAGUAAAACUCAAAAUGGAAUCGGAAGAUGAAACUUUAUACGACGACAUAGACUCUGGUAACGAAUCCAGUGGUGAUGAUGUGGAUUUUGCCAUGGAAAUUGAAGCCAACAAUGCCAGAGAAAAAUCAACUGAUGUGGAUGAAUAUCCCUUUGAAGUUCUCUCCACUGAAGAAAUUGUACAGUACAUGGUAGAUUCCAUCAAGGAAAUAAAUAAUGUAGUAGAAAUUCCUGCCACAACAACGCGAAUUUUAUUGAAUCAUUUUAAAUGGGACAAAGAAAAAUUGAUGGAAAGAUUCUAUGACGGUGAUCAAGAAAAAUUAUUCGAAGAAGCCCAUGUUAUAAAUCCUUUCAGAACAGGUCCAGUUAUCACUAGAAAUCAAUCAUCUCACAAUUUAAGGCACAAUCCUCUAAAUGCAACUGAAGAGUGUGGCGUCUGUUUUAUGAAUCUUCCACCAUCUACAAUGACCGGUUUGGAGUGUGGUCAUCGUUUCUGUACGAACUGCUGGGGAGAGUAUUUAACUACUAAAAUCAUGGAAGAAGGUGUAGGACAGAUGAUAGCUUGUGCAGCACAUUCUUGUGAUAUUUUGGUUGACGACGCCAGCGUCAUGCGUCUCGUUAAAGAUUCAAGAGUCAAACUAAAAUAUCAACACCUUAUUACAAACAGUUUCGUUGAAUGUAACAGGUUACUGAGGUGGUGUCCGUCUCCUGAUUGCAAUAACGCCAUCAAAGUGCAGUAUGUUGAAUCGAAACCUGUUACAUGUAAAUGCAAUCAUACUUUUUGCUUCCACUGUGGACAGAACUGGCACGAUCCGGUUAAAUGUCAUUUGUUAAAAAAAUGGAUUAAAAAGUGUGAUGACGAUUCUGAAACAUCUAACUGGAUCGCGGCCAACACAAAAGAGUGUCCCAAGUGCAAUGUUACGAUUGAGAAAGAUGGAGGCUGCAAUCACAUGAUUUGUAAAAAUCAAAGCUGCAAACAAGAAUUUUGCUGGGUAUGCUUGGGCCCAUGGGAGCCACACGGUUCUAGCUGGUACAAUUGCAACCGGUAUGACGAAGAAGAUGCGAAAGUUGCAAGAGACGCGCAAGAGAGAUCGAGGUCUGCACUACAAAGAUAUCUUUUCUACUGCAACAGAUACAUGAACCACAUGCAGUCGUUAAAAUUUGAAAACAAAUUAUAUGCUAGUGUGAAAGAACAAAUGGAGGAAAUGCAGCAACACAACAUGUCAUGGAUUGAGGUUCAAUUCCUCAAGAAAGCAGUAGACAUAUUGUGCUCAUGUAGGCAGACUCUCAUGUAUACUUAUGUGUUUGCAUAUUAUUUGAAAAAAAAUAAUCAGUCUGUGAUCUUUGAGGAUAAUCAAAAAGAUCUCGAAAGAGCUACAGAAUUGCUUUCUGAGUAUCUAGAAAGAGAAAUCACUAGUGAAAAUCUGUCAGAUAUUAAGCAAAAAGUUCAAGACAAAUACAGAUACUGUGAAAGUCGAAGAAAAGUGCUCUUAGAACAUGUACAUGAAGGUUACGAGAAAGAUUGGUGGGAAUACAUGGUCUAAGUUUUUGGGAGUAAACUCGGUAGUCUUUAAGAGGCACCUAUGAACUUCCAAACUCAAAUACAGCUGUGAUAAAUCUUAAAAGCUGAGGAGAAGAAUCACAGACCACCAUGCUAAUUAAAAAUAACCACUAAUAUACCACAUUUGUUGAAUACAAUGUGGUUACAAUGGUUAAACAUGUAGAGCGACAAGGCAAACAGAAAUUUAACUCCACAAUUUUUUAAAAACCUUAAGACAAUUGUUAUUUUUGUUUAUUUUCACUAAAUUGAGUGGUGAUCUUACUUUACAAAUAAACAUUUGAUCAAAAAAAUAAUUUUCAUUAAAUGUCGCAAUUAAUUAUUUUGGAUUUUACAAAAAAUUUUUUGUUACUUACCUCACUUGUCGAACAACUUGUAAAUUAAAAACUCCAAAAAUAACUAAAGAAGGUGCUUUGAUCACGAGUAAUUUCGUAAUUUGGAAUGUACCAUAUGUAUUUUUUGUUUUAUUUUCCUGGUAUUUGUUUAAAUACAUAUAAUUUGCUCUUUAGAUCAAAUGCGUACAAAUUUAUCUACAAAAGUUCAAUAAAAAUAGAAAGAACAUUUUCGAAUUAAAAUUUUUCUUCACUUAACAUGAAAUAAUAAAGUGGCUAAGUAACUUAUUGAUAAAUAUCUGUUUGAUACUGGACAUUAUUAUGUUUAGGGCUUCAACUGCCAAAUUUUAAUUUGCGUGGAAAUUAAAAAUAUAAAAACACUAGUAAAUUGUUGGCAUUGUGCUUUUAGAGCAUCGAAUUUCUUUUUUCUACAACUGGUACUUUUUACACAAUGUAUAAGUACAGUUAUUUUAUUAAAUAAAUUUUUUGUUCACGUUAUAGUUGAGUAUUAAUAUUCAUAGUAUUUAUGAUUUGAAUAUUAUUUUAAUGGUGUUUAAAUAUUAUUACUUAUAAGUGU
Messenger RNA from Copidosoma floridanum, 2815 nucleotides. RefSeq names its product E3 ubiquitin-protein ligase ariadne-1 (gene ari-1). Gene Ontology annotation, biological process: protein ubiquitination. The record is from RefSeq and is a predicted model, not a curated record. Lineage: Eukaryota; Metazoa; Arthropoda; Insecta; Hymenoptera; Encyrtidae. Gene Ontology annotation, molecular function: ubiquitin-protein transferase activity; zinc ion binding.